This is a messenger RNA of Vitrella brassicaformis, 1629 nucleotides long. Lineage: Eukaryota; Vitrellaceae. The record is from the annotation of a GenBank genome assembly.
GUUUUGAUCAAGUCUUCUAUUGCUGGUCUGUGUCUGUGUUUGCGUGUGACUGUGUGAGGCGGCAGCGGAGAAGGUCAUCGAGCUCCCGCCGCGCAAGUGCAUCGGCCCCUGUAGCUGGGGGCCGAUGACACACUUGCUUGGCGGUUGUUGGAUGUCCUUCUGCACGCCGCCUUGCAAGCGUGUGAGAGUCUUGAUGCACAGACAGAUGCAUACACACAUAAAAGCCCUGUCAGUGUUCCCCAUUCCACCAAUCCCCAGCCUGGCGGCGAAAAACGACAUCAGGCUCCGAAGCACAUACACAAACACCACACAAUGCACCGCAUAACGCUAGCUGUCCAGACGAAAAACGCCCACGCACAUCCCCACGCACAUCGAAUCGACCCAUACAAAGCCACGGCAAAAAACACGAUCGGGAGCCGCAAAGCGGCUCACCAUUGCGGAAUGCGAUGUAUUGCGAUAUGUACAAUCACACGCAGACACACCGAGACGACAGACAGAUGUGUCUACGGCAAACAUCCAGGGCCGCCUUUCGCCGCGAACACAGCCCAGCCACAGAUAAAGCGGGGUAGGCUAGACUGUUGCCCUUUCUGGCUGCCUGUUAGCUAUGGGUGCAGCCAUCCAUCGAUCAGAGCACCAGAGCGUCAAUCAUGAAGCCACAACAUCCACCACACCCGCCACAAAGCCAUCCCACCACCCCUGCACCGCUCCCACCCACCCCACAGCCUCACUCUCAGCUGUGCCUGCCCCUCUAUCCCUCUCUGCGCGCCUUCUGGCUGCCCACGGCGGCCGUGUGGCCACAGACCAACCCCGAAGAGUGCGUCCCUGGCCCACUGGCGGCAGAUGGCGUGGCCCCUGCAGGCCAUCAUCGAGCCGCCGGCCUCUCCCUCCCAUCGCUCCUCCCUUGCCGCCUGUGCCGCCUCUGACCACUCCGAUAGGUCCGGGGCGCCCCUGUGCCGCGCCCGAUUGGGUGAUGCCCUGGCCUUUGCCUCUGAUGUUGUCGCUGAUGUAGUUCUGCUGCCACCUUCUGCCGAGGAAGUAGGGGUCCACGAAGCGGUUGGGGCGGCAGGCCACGUAGUUACCCUUCCCUGAAGGGCAGGGCGGCAGCGGCAGGUGGUCAGACAGACGAUGCACACACACCAACCAGCAAACACAGUGAGUAUGGGGAUGUGAGAGAGACUGAGAGAGAGGGGAGGGGUUGCGCUUUCGACUUUUGCCCCACACACCUGCUCGCCUGUCGUUGGGCUGCACGAUCUCCGUACCACACCUGAGAAGACACACACACACACACACACAGAGGGAGAGAGAGAGAGAGAGAGAGAGAGAGAGACUACUGAUCCGCUCAGCACUCCCCACACGGCCUCCACGGCUCACCGGGCGCCGCUGGUCCGGAAGCCGGGAUUCCCGAGGCGAGCGAACUGACCGCCGGCAGGAACGGUCAACAGCCACACACAGACCACCAGCCGUUGAACCAGCAUCAGCAUUGAGGAAGAGCGGCUGCGCUCGCGAGAUGAGGCGGGAGAUGAGACCUUGCGGGUGGGAUGGCUGAGAAGUUCGGAGACGCUGGACGGUGUAGCAUCCUUCAUGAUGUACAGGGGACGCUGCCAGGCUGCAAAAGGCCUUGGAAAAGUC